CAUAUCAGAAGAGCUCGGUGGUGAUCCUGGGAUUAAGUUUAUUAUUAUUAUGGCUGUUGCUGUUUUUAUUAUUAUGUCGGAUUAGGAAUGUUGUUAUACGUCAUCACAGCGUUGGGCAGUGGGGCUGUCUACUCAGUUGCGGUCUCUUCUUUGGAGGCAGGAAUGUAAAUCCAGAGGGAUUAGUGAGCGGUAACAAACUGAGUUGAAACCCUUCAGUAGCUCUCCAAGGGGUCUGCCCCUGCCUCAGUGCGUAAAGUUGGGCUCCGGAUGCGCAGCGCAGCUCUCACUAUCCACACAGGCUCCACGAGCAUCAACUCCGCGGGAUACUUGACGAGGAGUUCUGAGGUUUUGGUGCCACCACCUUCUUGGGUCAAUGACAGAUGCAAACAGAGGCGUCCUGUUGAUGUGAGGGCGUUUUAUCUUGAGCAGAUCGUCUGUCCCGGAGCGCAGAAGGGGACAUGGGUCAACUUUAUGGUGCGACUCUUUUACCGUUUGGCGCAAUCUGUGUGGUUUUCCUGUGGGAAUCCGGUGCCAGCUCUAUCAGGACGACGCUCGCAGUGGACACAUCGAGAGCGGAGUGUCCAGAGAGUAAGAUCCUGACUGUGGAGUAUCCCUGUGUCAGAGCAGGAGGGAAGAACAGCACUUGUUUCAGGAGGAAAUGCUGUGAAGGGUUCAGGUUUGUGAUGGGCCAGUGCAUACCUGAAAGUGUAGACAUGUGUGAUGCAUCGCCCUGCGAGCAGCAGUGCACUGACAACUUUGGACGAGUUGUCUGCACGUGUUACCCCGGCUAUCGCUUUGACCGGGAAAGACACCGCAGCCACAAAUCCCCUUACUGUCUGGACAUUGAUGAGUGUGAGCACCCAGGCAGCAGUGUGUGUGACCACGACUGUGUGAACACAGUGGGAAGCUUCCUGUGUCGCUGUCGCAGCGGCUACAUACUGGCACCGGACCAACGCUCCUGCAUCCCUGUACACAACUUGAGCUCAUCUGGGAAGUCAGACACCUUGAUGAGUGCUGGUUCUUGUUCAUUCACCUGUCAGGAUUUUAUGAACAUGGAAAACAGUUUGCUGCAGCUGAAAAGGAGGCUGGGCAACACGCAGUCACCGAACCAGGUGCUGGACCUGGCUAACAGAAGUGACAAGCCGUCUCUGGGGAGGGUAGGAAAAAGUCCUGAUAGUCCUUGUCAUCCUGGUCUACCCGGUCCUCCAGGAGCUCCUGGGGUCCCAGGACACCCAGGUGAACCAGGAAAGCAAGGUGACCCAGGGGACAGGGGCCCGCUUGGCCCUGGGGGUCCUCGAGGGGACAUGGGCCCAAUGGGUCCGGAGCCUGACUUGAAACAUAUCAAAAGAGGCCGCAGAGGUUCAGUGGGACCACCUGGAGCAGCAGGAAGAGAUGGAAUAAAGGGUGAAAGAGGAGUUCCAGGUCUCAGAGGCCCACCUGGACCUCCCGGCUCCUUUGACUUCCUGCUGCUGAUGAUGGCUGACAUCCGUAAUGACAUCAUUGAACUGCAGGAGAAGGUGUUCGGCGAGCGGCGAGGCAUCUCUCUGGACAGUCCUCCUCAGGCCAGCGGGGAUGUGGAUUUUGUAGAUUGGGGCUCGGGCCAAGGAGAUCUGAUGGUCAAUACUUGACCUUUGACCUCGGUCACAGUAACGGUUACUAAAGCCCAGCAACAAAAUCACCAAACUUGACUCUUUUCUUCACUGAUAAAGGACAUUGGUGGUCAAAGAGCCAAAAUGUAAAUAAUUCUUAAAAUCACAGCUGGGAUGAAGUGGGCAGGGAGCCUCAGCGGUUACACCCUCAACGCUGCCACAGUCUGUAACACGGGGAGAUCCAAGGAUUACGAAAUGAAACGCAUUCUCCCUGCAAGCGAGCGAGUCUCCCCGCUGCCGUUCAUAUGCUGUGGUGUGAGUGAGGGAAUUGCGUGCGGGACAUAGAGUGAGAAAGACACAGUGUGAGCCUUCAUGUCUGAGUCUCUGAGCUGUGCCUCUGAGCUGAACCACUUCAAACGAUGAACUUUAUCGUCUACAUCUCUUCCUGUUCCUGAGUCUGUCCGUGGAAGCUGUGCAGCCGCUGACAGUGUGCCUGCAGGGCAUUGGUACAAAGACCCAGGACCCGCACCCUGAGCCUCCCCUGCACCUGACUGCAGCAUUCAGCCCUCGAGUCAGAGAUACUUUCCACUCCGAGGCACAGACUUCACAGACAAAUUCAAUGCAGACAACCGUAAUGUUGACAGUAACAGUAACGCCUGAUGUAAUGCUGAUUAUGCCAUUAACAUCUCAAUUCAAGUAUGAUUAAAGAAACAUUUACUGCAGCAAUACAUUCAUUUAAAAAUAAUAUAAAAAAUGUCACAUAUACAACAGAGUCAAUCUUGUGACAGUAACGUUAACAUAAGCAGAAUCUGCUUCUUAUAAAAAAGACACAAAAAAAGCUGUAAAACUAAAAGGAAUAAACAUAUUAUAACUGAAAUUGUCUAAAGGGAACAGUUUCAUGGAAUUUGUUUUACAUGUUUUCAUAUUGCACACAUGUUUCUGUCAGUAGUUUGUCAGAAACAUGUUCGACAUGAAGAAGGAAGGCAACUUUAAAGUUUCUUACUGUGAAGCAGCAGCUGCCAAGAAGGAUCAACCCAUUGCUCAAUAAAGGUUUUGCCUAAUAUAGAUUUUAACUGUUUAAUGGGGAUUUUUAUUCAUAAUGUUCACAGAGUUAUUUUGUAACGUUGAUCGUCAAAUUGCAAAUUAUCAAGAUUAAAGAUCUAGUUAUUGCAUCAAAAACUAGAUUGUCAGUAGAGAGCAUACCUCCACCAAGGCCCAGCAGUCUUCUCAUGAAACUGAAUUAGUUAAAUUCACAUGAUCCAGAUUUUUAAUUGGUUCAAAUUCAAAAACAAAUUCCUGUAUCCGCCCCCUGAUCUUAAUCUGCACCAAAAUUGAAUGGCUUCUUCCCUGGUAAUCCGUCCAGUAGGUACUCCCACUGAGUAUCAAACAAACAAAUGCAGAUGAAAACAUAACCUCCUUGGCGGAUGUAAUUAAUGUGUGUACCUGUAGCAGAUUCUUUUUCUAGGAAAUUAUAAUAAGAAAGAUGGAGACAUAGUAACAGUUCAACAUUAGGGAAAUGUGAUUAUUUGCCUCUCAUCAAGCGAAGAUUGAUACGACUCAUGUCAAUGAAAUAUGAAGUAUGGACAUUAGGCUGGUGUGAAUCUUCUCAUUGAGGAAAGUCAAUAAAAUGUCCCACUGUGCAUAGUAUAGUAGCACUGCAAUUUGUUGACACUUCUUCAGUGAAUUCAGCUACAGUCACUACUAUAAAGAGUGAUUGAAGUUGCAAUAGUUCAAUGAGCUGCGCACAUGUAAUUGAUGUGUGAUAGAGCAAGAUGCAGUGUGUGUGUGUGUGUGUGUGUGUGUGUGUGUGUGUGUGUGUGUGUGUGUGUGUGUGUGUGUGUGUGUGUGUGUGUGUGUGUGUGUGUGUGUGUGUGUGUGUGUGUGUGUGUGUGUGUGUUUCCAUUUGUAUUACAGUGGUAAUAAUGGACUGUAUGAUUAGAUCAGUUGGGACUCUUAUGUAUUCAUCGAGGAAUUGUUAAAGGUGAAGUGAACAGUUUCAGAUGAUAACUGCUGGUUUCUCUUCUUUUCCAAAGCAGAAUGAGAAAUCAAACCUUGAAUAUCAAAAGCAGGUAACAGAUCCCCAAAAUCUGAACAACAGAUUCAAAACCCAAGACGAGUGGAUGAGCAACAAUGUGCUGUUGAUGCAGAAUUUGUGAAGAGUUCAAAACCACGAGGUAUCCCUGUUCCCUAAAUGAUUUUUUACUCAGUGCCACCAGCAGAGGGUACUAAUACACAGAUAAUCCCCCCUUCGAAAGUUAAUCUCUGUGAACACAAGCAAGGUAAAACAACCAGAUUCUUGAGUUCUCACAGCACUAUUUCCUUUGAGUGAAUAUAAUAACUAUCCAUAAAACAUCCUAAAAAUAUUCAAUGCAUCCCAAACAUGCAACUAAUAGAAAAUAAGUAAAUCAUCCUAGCAUUUAUGUGCGAGGCUCAUGCCCCCUCCUCAUUAUCCUCAGCACUGACUGUGGGACUGUAGCGUGGCUAGGUGUCAUUAUAGGUGUAAGCAUCAGAGGUCAGAGGUCAGAGGUCAAAUGCCUGGGCAUAAACAGCUGGAGGGAUAAUUAUAGACCGCAGGCUUUCUGAAGGGGGCCUGUCAGGGCUCGUACCCACCACCAAGGAGAGGGUGUUCAGAAAAGGAGAACACACACACAUGUUUGAUCUGCUGAGGCUGAGUUCACUCUCUCUGGCCUUUCUGAUGCCUUUGAUUCUUUGAUCCUGACGCACAGAUCUCAGUGAAGCUGUGUGUGUGUGUGUGUGUGUGUGUGUGUGUGUGUGUGUGUGUGUGUGUGUGUGGGUGUGUGUGUGGGUGUGGGUGUGUGUGUGUAAGUGUGUGUGUCUGUAAGUGUGUGUGUGUCUGUGUUUUACUUGACAGGCUUCUCACCUAACAGCUCCGCCCCCUGUCGUGCGGUCACUGCUCACAGUGCAGUCGUUGCCAGGGCAACCAGGAUCAGGAAAAACAACAUGAAACAAUUUAAGAACCAUGUCAGUGAGAGAAAGAGAUUAUCUUAUUUCCUUCACCACUUGUCAUGCAACUGGAGGCUCUGCUCUCAGCCUGUAGGGGACAGCAGAGAGAAGGUCAACAGAGUCCAAGUGGAAGCAAAAAGUUCACCCGCGUCAAAGUAGUUGUUCAUUAUCAGAUCAGCGCUCAGAGCAGAGACUGUCUUACUGUCAGUGAGGCAGACGUACCGCACACGUAGAACUUACAUCUCAUGUCAGCUUGUAAGAGUCAUUGUCUUUUAUUAGCAAUAGAGUAAAUAUAGAUGUAUUUUCCUUUUUCUCCUCAUAUGAUCAUAUCUGUGACUAUCAGUUACAUAACAAAUUUCACAAGUGCGUCCAUCCCAUCUGAGGCAGUUGUGAUGGCAGCCUCACUGAUGUUGCACUGCGAGCAGAGUUGUGCAACUAUUUGCUGGCAUCUUCAGAUGAGAAUAAAUACACAACAGAUAAAAUUUGGCCAGAUAUUUCCGAGUAUGAGGGGAAUUUCCGUACUGGCACACAAUGGCCAACCAUAAAUACACCUCAUGCACGACAGGGCUGUCACUUCAAACAGUCUGGGCCUCACUGUGUGUGUGCGUGUGUGUUUAUGUGGGAAGCAGCUUAUGGGAGCAAGCGAGUUAGCGUGUCUGUGAUUGGGUGUGUGUGUGUAAGACAGGGGGGAGUGUGUACUGUAGUGUUAUUGGAAAUACAAUUGAGUGCAUUUAAGUACACACUCAGGUCAAUUAAUGCAGUUGUUAUGGGCUCCUCUGCUGAUCUGUGUCUGAGUCUUUUUGGGCUGCUUUCAGUUAAUGUGCAUUAUUUAUUUUUCUCCAGCUCACUGUGCACCAGUUAUUAUUACUGUAAAAGACCAAAUCUAAAAUAUACUAUGAAUCACCCAUAGUACAAAUUUUGUGAUUGAAUUUAUUGAUUCCAGGUGAGAACUGACGUCUGCAGUAGUAAGCUACUAAGUAUAAUCAAUACACAAAAUUGACACUGAAAACCUGUGUAAUAGAUUGUUAUAGAUAAUCCACCGUAGUGAUAUUUUUAAAUGUAUUUGUACAAAUGUAAUCUAUUUCAAGCUGUUCAAAUCAGUCCCACUUUUUGCCGAAUUACAAUGUAAUUAUUGCCUUCCUUAGAAAACACAUUUAAAAUGUGGGUUUCCUGUCAUUUCAUUACUGUUAAUUAUAUAAUACGUUUGUAAAAUACCCUAAUCACAUAAAAAUGACAUCUUGAAAAUGA
Hippoglossus stenolepis (Pacific halibut) is the source of this 5801-nucleotide messenger RNA. Its product is annotated as collagen and calcium-binding EGF domain-containing protein 1. The transcript is spliced from 11 exons. The coding region runs from base 459 to 1628 and encodes 389 amino acids. The record is from RefSeq and is a predicted model, not a curated record. Gene Ontology annotation, molecular function: calcium ion binding. Lineage: Eukaryota; Metazoa; Chordata; Actinopteri; Pleuronectiformes; Pleuronectidae.